UUGGUGUCACCAUGGAGAUGGUUGCGGUGUGACGCUCCUAGUCCCCAGGAAGUAGUUCCAUCUGUAAACGCAAGGGAAAAUGGACGAUAAUCUUCAACUCGGAGACAGUGGAGUUGUAAAGAAUGUUGCAAAGUUAGGUCGACGGGCUCGCCUGGCUGCAGAGCAAACAUCAUCACUGGAGGAGUCUCGACACGUCAGAAAAUCCUCUUCUUCUACGUCGAUGGGAGAGGAAGAGGAAGAGGUACCCCCUCCUAAACCAGCCCGCAGGCAGGGCGGCUGGGCUGAGGAGACUUCUGGAUCAGCCAAGUCUGGAAGAAGGCCUGCCGUGGUGGAGGACGUGGAAGACCGACGCCUUCGACCACAAACCCCCCAGGGCUCGGAUGAUGAAGGAGAUAUACCAGUGAUCCCAGACCUUGAUGAAGUACAAGAGGAAGACCUUACCAUGCAAGUUGCUGCUCCUCCAAGCAUCCAGGUAAACCGGGUAAUGACAUACAGAGAUCUGGACAACGACCUCAUGAAGUACUCUGCCUUCCAGACCCUGGAUGGGGAGAUUGACUUGAAGCUCCUCACCAAGGUUUUGGCUCCAGAGCAGGAGGUGCGGGAGGAGGACGUGGGUUGGGACUGGGAUCGUCUGUUUACGGAGGUGUCCUCAGAGCUGCUGACGGAAUGGGAUCAAGGAGAGAAGGAGGAGCAGGUUCCGCUGCCUGUGUUAUGAUGACGAGCCUCCCCAGGAUGGGAUAGGGGGGACCAGGACGCCUCCUCUGGGACCUGGGUGGGUGCAUGUCAAUGCUCUGUCCAAACAUAGGGACCAUCAAAUAUAUGUAGCUUGUUGUUCAUAUUCCAAAUUCAGUGCAAAAUGUAUUUAUUUUUUCUAAUAAAUUUAAACACACCA
Molecule: messenger RNA, 892 nt
Organism: Salmo salar (Atlantic salmon)
Lineage: Eukaryota; Metazoa; Chordata; Actinopteri; Salmoniformes; Salmonidae
Source: RefSeq, a predicted model, not a curated record